Molecule: messenger RNA, 4551 nt
Organism: Fusarium mangiferae
Lineage: Eukaryota; Fungi; Ascomycota; Sordariomycetes; Hypocreales; Nectriaceae
Exons: 7
Coding region: 1-4551 (1516 amino acids)
Molecular function (GO): protein binding
Source: RefSeq, a predicted model, not a curated record
AUGGCCGAAGCCCUCGGUAUCGCAUCUGGCGCCGCGGGCCUCCUGAGUCUGGCGAUAGAAGUCACCAAGCUCAGCUACACGUACAUCGCCAGCGUUCGGAGUGCACCUAAAUCGUUAACCUCGUACAUUGCGGAGCUUACAACGCUCACCUCUGUUCUGCUACAGCUCGAAGACCUCAUCCAGGCCAAGAGAUUCAACGGCCAGAAUGACCAGACUCUCAGCAAGGCUUUACACGACUGUCACCGGGAAGUAGAGCACUUAAAAACAAAACUAGAGAAAAAGCUGUCGUAUGGCAAAUUCAAGGCCAAGAUGGCUGCUUUGGCUUGGCCGUUGUCGGAAUCAGAAUUGCUGGACAAAGUAAAUAUGUUGCAUCGCUACAAUGGCAUUUUCUCAUCUGCCUUGCAAGCUGAUAAUUUAACAGUGGCAGUCGCGACAAACAAAGAGCUGCGAGACAUUAGGCAGAGUACCGAAGCAAAAGAAAUAAUUGCCUGGUAUAAGUCCGAUGUCGCGAUUGAGGCUUCAACCUCUCACCUGGACGAUUACUGUCCCUCUACAUGGCAGACAUUUCUAUCGGGCUCUUUCUAUCAAUCUUGGCGGAGUGGCUCAACACCCGUCGUUUGGGGAUAUGGACAACCUGGUGCUGGGAAGACAGUAUUGGCCGCCCUCGUUCUUCGACAUGUCAAGUCUGAAAACUUCCCCGGUGCAACCAUUGCCUCACAUUUUUUCAGCAGCAGCAGGCCCAAGGAAACUGUAAGCAAUUUCCUACGAAGUCUGAUCGCCCAAGCGCUCCGUGGCUGCCCUGUCAUCCCCCAAGAAGCAUCGGCCUUGUAUGAAAAAGGUUCCCAAAAUCUAAUGAUGACCGAUCUGACGAAUGUCCUUGGGGCGAUUGCCAAGUCAAUGACGACGUGUAUCAUUCUUGAUGCACUUGACGAAUGCCCCUUUCUUCCCAAGCUUUUCAACAUCCUGUCGACAUUGCAGGAUCUGGGAGUGAGAAUCUUUGCAACAGCUCGGGAUCUGCCAAAGAUUAGGAAGCAUUUCGAGAAGAGGCCAAGGGUGGAAAUUUCUGCCACUAGACAUGACUUGGAUUUCUACGUCAACUACCGAUUGGAGCAUGGCGAAGUUGACGUUGAGUCAAUUGGAUCAGAAUUGAAGUCAGAUAUCGUAUCUGCAAUUGUGAAAAGGGCGGCGGGGUCGUUCCUACUUGCUCGGCUCAUCAUGGAUCACAUCUCCAGCCUACUGACCAUCAAGGACAUACGGAAAGCCCUGAUCUCGAUACCCGCCAAUUAUGACGAGGCGUACCUAAGCACGUUUGACCGUAUAGUCAAGCAAACCCCUAGCCUGAGGGACCUCGCCUUGAAAUCAUUGAAUUUCAUUUCUUACGUCAAGGAGCCUUUACGGAUGGUCGAAUUACAGCACGCCCUCACCGCGGAAGAAGGCAUGGCUGAAGUCGACCCUGAGGAUCUUCAGCCCGCUAAAGCUAUCAUCUCAUCAUGCCUUGGACUGCUUGUGGUUUCGGGACCGGAGAAGAUCGUCGAGUUCGUACACUCGACUGCGCGAAACUUUCUCCAGGGUCAGCCUGAAGGGAUGGAUAAGCGCCCCCAUCUGACGAUUGUUCGCAGUUGCAUCUCGUACAUGUCAACAAAUGAGAUGCGCCAGGGCCGUUGUCUAUCCCACGAGGACGCCGCCCAACGUUGUCAAAACCAGCCAUUCCUCUAUUAUGCAGCGAACUUCUAUGGCUACCAUGCUCAAGAAGUUGAAGAUGAAUGUAUCCACCAGCUUUCGGGGUUUCUAGAGAACGAUGUCCUUCGGGAAAGCUCGUGGCAACUCUUGAACUUCAAAGCCCAUCUGGAUACUUCUGUCUCCGAAUCCGUGUUUGAGUCGAGUCCCAAAAAUGUCCUGGCUCUACAUGUGGCCGCAUUCUGGGGUUUUGAAACGUAUAUUGAUCGCACCUUGAGUUACACACGGCAGGGAACUCCGAGUACUCAGAAACAGAAUCUAAACAAGAGUGACUCUCACGGAUGGACGCCUUUACACUGGGCCGUAUCCAUGGGCCAUAAAAGUAUAGUUGAGAUUCUUCUCAGAUCAGGGGCCAGUCCCGAUCUUCCGGAUCUUGCAGGAUGGACGCCAACAUUUUGGGCAGCUUUCAAGGGCCACGCAGAUAUCAUUGAAAUGCUCUGGCGCUAUGACACAGCCCCGUUUCGAUGCGAUAAUAAAGGACUCACUCCACUUCACUGGGCGGUAUCCGCGGGCCAAACCGAAAUUAUCAAGCGGCUUUUAAAUCUCAAGAAACGCUUUGGACAGUACGAAAAGUCGCCAGUACUCUCACUGCCGAUACUGGACGACUUGACGGUUGAGAGAGCUCGCGCCAUGACUUCCAGGGCAAAUGAGAGUCCUUUCAAGUUCUACUCGGAGGGGACAGAUAUCGAAAUGUUUUCUUCCAUCUUUAGCGCCCUAAAGCAGAGUUUUCGUGAGAAAGAAGACAAACCUCCGGAAAGGAAUGAAGGCUAUUAUACAUUUGAUCCAUUCCUUUAUGGACCCUUUGGAGAGAGCCUCAAGGCUGAUCACGGAAGAAGAGCGAGGCCGGAUCGCGACUACCAGUGGGGAAAGCCAGAUGUUGGAUUUAUUUACUUUGUAGAUCAACUGCUGAUUCACGCCACGCGGUCACAGGACUUACCGAUCAUCAAACUGGCGUUUGAUCUCAAGCUUGUGAAAGCGUCUGGGAUAGAUAGCCUUGCUCUUCUUCACGAAGCGGCAGCAACUGGAUGGGUCGAGGGAAUGGCUGCUUUGAUCGGCCUAGGGGCAGAUGUCAACAAUGCGGAGAGAAGUUAUAAGCAAACACCUUUACACAGAGCUUGUCAAAACCAACGUGAAGGAGCAGUCAAAUUGCUCCUGGACAUCGACAAGAUUGAUAUCAAUGCUCGAGCCAGAAAUGGGCGAACACCAAUCAUGGAUCUCUUGACCGCUUCCUAUGAAGAGAAAGCGGUCACUAUGUAUAAGCUACUGGUUUCCAGAGGAGCUUCAAUCUCUAUUCAAGAUGAGGAAGGCAACUCGCUCAUGCAUUACGCCUUGCGGACCUGCAAUGGUACCAUCGUGCAAAUGUUAUGCACCGCCGGACUAAGCAUAGAAUCUCCAAACAAAAGCGGCCAAUUACCGUUGCACUGGAUGGCUCAAUGGAAGUACUUUGAUCUUCGGAAGCCUGUCACACCUGAUGAAGUCCAAGAUGUGAGGAAAAAGCGAAGAGAUUGCAUGAAACUUGUCUUCCAGCUCUCAAGUCCUAGCUCUCUGGAUUCUAUGUGUGAUUGGGAAGAUGGAGCAACGGUUUCUAGGCAAACGCCUUUGUCACUGGCUUUGAAAAGCCACAAUUGGGAUCUUAUAGCCGAGCUGUUGAAACACAUCAAGCAGCCUGCGAACAUGAGUUCUUUGCUGGAUCCAUAUCAUAACAGUUUACACGAACUGUGUAUGGUGUCAGAGAGACUUCCCUCGGCCUCAAUUCCUGAAAACUGUGAUCGAACAAUGCUAUAUUACGAGCUACAACCACUUCCCUUUGAUGAUUGGACUCGCAUACUUCGAUUGCUUCUCGAUGCAGGAGCUAAUAUCAAUACGGUUGAUUGGAAAGGGAAAACACCCCUGCAGCUUUGCAUACAGAGAACCGCUAGCAUCUCUGUUAUUGACACCCUACUGAAACUAGGAGCCAGUCCAUACGAUGCAGGCAAAGACGGGUUAGAUUGCUUCCAACUUGCACUUCUCUGUUCCGCCGAAGUAGGGAGUUGGGACAUAAUGGGCUGUCUUCGAACCUACGCCAACACUCAUCCUGAUCCAAGACACUAUUUCUGCCAGGGAGGGUUUCUCAUCGCCGACGAUACUCCCAUAGACAAUGAGCAGACUCGCUACCUUCAGGUCCUCCGCCAGACCAAUGCUAUCAACUGUGAGACACGGUCGGGUCGUACCCUCAUCCACGAAGCCGCCAGUCGAGGAAACACACGCUUGGUACAAAGGUUGCUGGAACAUGAUGCGUAUCCGCAUUAUAUAGAUGACUUUGGUAGUUCCGCACUGCAUGCAGCGGCCAAGCAGCAAGCUCCGACAACGGUAGCCGUCCUCCUACAGGCUGGAGCAGACGUCCAUCACGCUUCUGUGGACGAAUAUGGCACAACAUUUACGGGUACCCCCCUGCAUGUUUGUCUCGAGGCCUGCAAUGGCUCCAAAAUCAAGAGCGAAGCAGUUGAAACAGUUCGCAUCUUGCUGAGCUAUGGUGCUGACCCAAAUUAUACAGCCGUCAAGGAUGACCAUACAGAGACGGGCCUCUCACUCUGUCUCAAGGCACUGUGCCGCUCAGUAUACCAUCCCAAACUUGACGCAAUAUCUUCUGAGCAAUCAGAUCACCUGUUACUAGAGGUACUGAAACUACUGGUUGAUGCGGGAGCACGAGUCGCUGAGAGCGCGGAUGACAUCAUAGUUGGUGCUGUUGCGAAAAUGCAGGGUUAUGAAUCUCUGUGGGAGGAAAUGAGAUCGCAAUUAAUGCCGCAUAGGCUAUCAAGUCUAGAGGCUGAGUGA